Messenger RNA from Geosmithia morbida, 1635 nucleotides. RefSeq names its product Ribosomal protein S18 acetylase RimI. Lineage: Eukaryota; Fungi; Ascomycota; Sordariomycetes; Hypocreales; Bionectriaceae. Gene Ontology annotation, molecular function: acyltransferase activity, transferring groups other than amino-acyl groups. The transcript has 2 exons. The record is from RefSeq and is a predicted model, not a curated record. The coding region runs from base 1 to 1635 and encodes 544 amino acids.
AUGCCCGCCCUCUUGGACGACCCGGCCAGCCCGCCCAUCUACCGGGUCUCGGGUCAACCUCCGUUCCCGGACCCGGCGAUGCCCCAGCUUCCGCUGGACAUUGUUCCGAGGCAGGUGACCCUGCGAGACCGACAGACGGUAGCGACCAUUGUCCCGCUGGCAUCAGCCUCCGGGGUGCCCGAGUCUCUGUGCGCGUAUCUGUGUGACCAGCUUAAUAAGGAGAUCGAGGGCGGAGACACGUACCCGAUGAUGGAGCUGUUCACGGUGGAGUCCUUCACGCGCUACUGGUUCCAGAACUUUGGGGCGGUGAUGCUCCUGGGUAGCCUGUCGAGAGCGGAGGACGUCGUCGAGGGCAAGGACUGGAGCCGCGAGUGCCUCGGGUCCUUCUACAUCAAGCCCAACUACCCGGGGCGCAGCAGCCACGUGUGCAACGCGGGGUUCCUGGUGACGGACGCGUCGCGCAACCGCGGCGUGGGCCGGCUGAUGGGCGAGGCGUACAUCGACUACGCGCCGCGCCUCGGCUACACGUACAGCGUCUUCAACCUGGUCUACGAGACCAACGUGGCGUCGUGCCGCAUCUGGGAUGCCCUAGGAUUCAAGCGCAUCGGCCGCGUCAAGGGCUGCGGCAACCUGCGCAGCCACCCGGACCGGCUGAUCGACGCCAUCAUCUAUGGACGCGACCUGGCCCCCGGCGACUCGGACGACCUGCUCGUCAGCGAGGAGCGCUUCGACAAGAUAAAGUACUACUUGAAGUACGGGAAAUACCCUAAUGGCGCCGACCGUGCCGAGAAGUCUCGUCUCCGCAGCGCCGCAACAAGCUACAAGCUCCUCGACGGCGACAAGCUCAUGCUCAAGGGCAAGGAGGUCAUCUCUGACCCGGCACUCCAGCUCGACAUUGCGCGCGCCGUCCAUGCCCAGCACCACGGCGGUAUCAACAAGACUACAGCCUCCAUCGCCGAGAAGUACCAUUGGAGUCGCAUCAAAGAGACUGUCAGCGACAUCAUUCGAAACUGUCCCGAGUGCAAGGACUCUAGCAGUGGCGGCGGCAGCGGCGGUGCUGUUACCACCACCACCAACACCACCGCCACCACCUCGUCUUCCUCCCCCUCUUCCUCGGAGCCAACGCCGCCGACAACAGCACCGACACUAGCCUCCUUGUUCACGUCACACCAAGAACAGGGACACGAAAAACCUAACGACGACGACGACACCAUGAGCUUCGCAGACCCAACUAUCCAGACUGACAUGACCGUCCUCCACGAAACGAUACCCAACCCACGCACCCAAGACGAAUACGCCGACCCGAGCCAGCUCUCCUCCAUCGCCCCUGAGACCCAGAGUGACCGUGAGCACGACGACCACGACGACCAUGAUAGUGUCGCCACGCAGGCCGUCGUCGACCACGACCUCGAGAUGCUCAUCGAUGAUCAGGACGACGAUGUCGGCGCCGGCGUCACCAUCGGUAACCACGAUACGACGGCCAAUGUCCUCGUCGAGAGCCAUCGUGGUGACACUGCCGGGACCCAUGGGGAUAUAAUCGGACAUGACGAUAAUCUACUCUUGGCUGCGCAGGGGCACAGGACCAAUCUAUAUCACGAUCACGAUGAUGGCUUGGGUUUUGGAGGACCUUCAUAG